Molecule: messenger RNA, 1080 nt
Organism: Abrus precatorius (Indian licorice)
Lineage: Eukaryota; Viridiplantae; Streptophyta; Magnoliopsida; Fabales; Fabaceae
Product: WUSCHEL-related homeobox 1
Exons: 4
Coding region: 1-1080 (359 amino acids)
Biological process (GO): plant organ development
Molecular function (GO): DNA-binding transcription factor activity; DNA binding
Source: RefSeq, a predicted model, not a curated record
AUGUGGAUGGUAGGUUAUAAUGAAGGAGGCGAAUUCAACAUGGCUGAUUAUGCAUUCAAUGGAAGAAAACUCAGGCCUCUCAUGCCAAGGCCAGUUACUUCUCCCAACAACACUUCAACCACAAACACUCCUUGUUUGAGCCGGAUUCAUCAUGGCAACGAUUUCUUCUCACAAUAUCACAAUCUGGCAUCAGUGGCUGAGCAAGGGAAGAGAGAGUUCAACACCCCACCGGUUGUGGUGAGUUCAAGGUGGAAUCCAACCCCGGAACAGCUUAGAGCAUUGGAGGAAUUGUACAGAAGAGGAACAAGAACACCAUCUGCGGAGCAAAUCCAGCAAAUCACGGCACAGCUUAGGAGGUUUGGAAAAAUUGAAGGGAAGAAUGUUUUCUAUUGGUUUCAGAAUCACAAAGCAAGAGAAAGGCAAAAACGCCGCCGUCAAAUGGAAUCAGCUGCCGAGGGUCAUCACACCCGUGACUUUGAUAGUACUCUUGAAAAGAAAGAUUUGGGCGCAAGUAGGACAGUGUUUGAAGUUGAACAGACCAAGAACUGGGCACCCUCUACAAACUGCAGUACUCUUGCAGAGGAAUCUGUUUCAAUACAAAGGGCAGCAAAAGCAGCGGUUGCAGAUAGUAGAACAGAUGGAUGGCUCCAAUUCGAUGAAGGAGAAUUACAACAAAGAAGAAACUUUAUGGAAAGGAAUGCCACGUGGCAUAUGAUGCAGUUAUCUUGUCCUUCUCCUCCUACAGUUACACCCCACCUCAUAAACACACCUCCUAUUAUCUCUACUACUAGCAUGGCCACCACAACCACAGUAACAGCAAGAGUAAUGGACCCAAAACUCAUUAAGAACCAUGAUCUCAGCUUCUUUAUCUCUCCUCACAGAGAAAAUGGUAUUAUACACUUAAGCAGUAUCAACACUCAGGAUGCUAAUUGUGUGGAAUCUCAAACCCUUCAGCUUUUCCCAACAAGGAAUGGGGAUGAAAGCAGCGAUAACAUUAACCAACAGAAAGAGACAGACACAUCAGUUUCAGCAAUGAAUGCUCCCAGCCAGUUUUUUGAGUUCCUUCCAUUGAAGAACUGA